Molecule: messenger RNA, 1587 nt
Organism: Symbiodinium natans
Lineage: Eukaryota; Dinophyceae; Suessiales; Symbiodiniaceae
Source: the annotation of a GenBank genome assembly
AUGGCCUCAUCAUGUGCAACAAGCCUCGCUGAUGGCCCCUCAAUGAAGCGUCUGCGGACCGAGGCAAAGUGUGCGGAGGAUCCCCUGGCGCGAGUUUGGCUGCGCCGUCUUGGCGACGCUGGCACAGCGCUGCCGAGCCCUGUUUGGGAGCACCUCCGGCGAGUGGAGGUCCUUGGCCUGCGUGCCCGCUUUGAUGCGAGGUAUGGAGAGCUCUGCAGAGAAGUCCUCACAGAGCCGGGCACGCCUCGCACGCCUUCCCGAGCACCCAGAGAGGCACUUAACAAGUGGUUCAUGGAGCGUCUCAACAGCAAGAGCGCAGACCCUCUUUGGGGAGGUCCCGCGAGCGAUGAAUCAAGACCUCACAGUGCAGCAACGAGCGAAGCUGACGAGGGUUUAUGCCGGAAUUUGUGCCGAGAGCUCCUGCCUGGUUUGGAUGCUGAAGCUGCAAGGACAAUGGAGAACCGAGUCCGAGAAAUCUGUUCGAAGCUGGCCUUAGAAGCUGCUGCUUCGGUCCUUUCCCUGCGCAAGAAGUUCAGCGAGCUGAGCGAGCUGGAGCGUGGAAGCUCUGUGUCGGCGACAUUCGACGCGCGGCGAGGUUGCUAUCUCUUCUCGCUGCUGCCAGAAGGGGCUAGUCUAGAAACUCUCCCCGCUGCGGACUUGGAGUCGGAGUGCAGCGGUGGCGAGUCCGCCGACGCGGGAAGUUCGGAGGUCUUUACCAUCAGUCCGUCGGCGUUGGCCAGGUUGGGGAAGUUACUGCGCAAAGCGGCAAAGCGCGCCAAGCUCAUGGCCGUCGACAUCGAGACCAGUGGCGGUGGUUUGGCAUCCUCCGUGGCUUUCUUGCAAGAGGACUCGACUUUCUGGAACCUGACUUUCUGCACGUUAUGUCGCUAUGACACGCUGUUUGGGCCGGGACACAAAGAGGGAGGAGGACUGCAUGCAGCCGUUCCAGACGAGGUGUUUUCGGCUCUGGAGGGCCUGGAGUCUUCCAGAUUGGCUAGAUUGGAGUGCUUCGCGUCGCCGCUGCUGUGCCAACAAAAUUGGCACUUCUGCUCGGUCUUUGACGACCUGGAUGUCUUCUUCGGCUCUCUAGGCCCGUUUCUGCAGGAAGACUUGGACCUGGGCACCAUGGGUGGUGUCUAUGAGAUCAAUCCCCCCUUUGUUCGCGGCUUGGUAUUGCGACUGGCUGAGAAGUUGUUGGCAGCCUUUGAAAGCGCUGUGCAUCACAAAAAAGCCCUCUAUGUGUUUUUGGUUCUACCAGGUCUCGAGCACAGACGCGAGGCAGAAGACAGAAAUGCCCUGGAAGAAUUAUUUGAGAGCCCCUUUAAAGUGGCAAUCUCAGAGCGGAAGCGUCGGGUCUUUACCAAUGGGCUUACCUUCAAGACAGACCACACGUGGCCACUCUUUGCAACGUCCACGACCGUUGCUCUUUUGGCUUCGGAGGCCGAUUUGUCACGCCAACUGGGUGAUCAGUUUGACAGCAUCUGUCGACUCUGGGGAGAAGUUGACUUGCCCGCAGGCAGCAAUGAAGAAAGUGGCUCGGUUUUGGUGUUGAGCGCUCUUCAACAAGCAUUCUGCUCCACGUACUAG